Messenger RNA from Brienomyrus brachyistius, 2955 nucleotides. RefSeq names its product solute carrier family 35 member 2 (gene slc35a2). Lineage: Eukaryota; Metazoa; Chordata; Actinopteri; Osteoglossiformes; Mormyridae. Gene Ontology annotation, molecular function: UDP-galactose transmembrane transporter activity. The coding region runs from base 323 to 1519 and encodes 398 amino acids. The record is from RefSeq and is a predicted model, not a curated record. The transcript is spliced from 5 exons. Gene Ontology annotation, biological process: pyrimidine nucleotide-sugar transmembrane transport. Gene Ontology annotation, cellular component: Golgi membrane.
AUUCAGCGCCCAUCCCACUUCAAUCCCACAAUCCAACGGAGUGGGACGUCGCUCUACGCUUCUUGUUAAUGUCUUUGGUUUGGCCGAAUUUGACGAAGGGAUGAUAGUGCAGUGAGAAACGAGCGCUGUAUGACUUUGGAGCGGCUGCGCACUCUUCUGUUGUUCCGACAUGGCGUAGGGGAGGAGUUCAAAACCAGAUAAACCGGCUUGUAAAUAAAUGUGCCUGGGCGGACCACUCUUUGUGUAGCAAGGGCGAGCGUUGCAGGGAGUUGGGCGGGCGUCAGGAAGAGGGUAGGAGGCACUCGGCGACGUUAAUGCCAACAUGGCAGCAAGCAGCGAAGGCCCGGCAGCGGGAGGCAGCGAGCUCAGGCAAGCGCUCCGGCAGAGAGAAGCCAACAGGAAGCUGAAGUACUUGAGCUUGGCAGUCCUCGUGGUCCAGAAUGCCUCCCUCAUCCUCAGCAUCCGCUAUGUCCGCACGCUGCCGGGCGAUCGCUUCUUCACCACAUCUGCUGUGGUCAUGGCAGAGGUGCUCAAGGUCCUCACCUGUCUGGUUAUUAUUCUGUUCCAGAAGAGAGGAAACAUGACGGAUUUUAUAGUUCUGCUCUUCGACUCCAUCUUUGUCCAAUAUUUAGAUACACUAAAGCUAGCAGUUCCCUCCCUCAUUUACACUCUUCAGAAUAACCUCCAAUACGUGGCCAUCUCCAACCUGCCUGCCGCCACCUUUCAGGUGACGUACCAGUUAAAAAUCCUGACCACAGCCCUUUUUUCAGUACUGAUGCUGCGGAAGAGCCUGUCUCGCGUGCAGUGGGUGUCCUUGGUCCUGCUUUUUGCUGGAGUCGCCCUUGUGCAAGUGGAGCAGGAAGGGAAGCAGAAGGAGACGUCGGUUGCGGGAGUGAACCAGAACUAUGCAGUGGGACUGGUGGCAGUGGUGGUUUCCUGCUUGUCCUCGGGAUUUGCCGGCGUGUACUUUGAGAAGAUCCUGAAGGGCAGCUCGGCCUCUGUGUGGAUGAGGAACGUGCAGCUUGGCAUCUUUGGCACGGCACUGGGCCUCCUGGGUCUGUGGUGGAACGAUGGCCCUGCCAUCGGCGAGAAGGGCUUCCUGUUUGGUUACACGCCCAUGGUGUGGGGCGUGAUUUGUAACCAGGCCUUUGGGGGCCUGCUGGUGGCCGUAGUCGUGAAGUAUGCAGACAACAUCCUCAAGGGUUUUGCCACGUCCUUCUCCAUCAUCGUCUCCACUGUCACCUCUGUCUACCUCUUCGGGUUCCACAUGGACCUCCUCUUCACAUUAGGUGCCGGUCUGGUCAUAGGAGCGGUCUACAUGUACAGCCUUCCCAAAGUAGCUGCUCCCUCUUCUGCCUCCACUGUCUCUGCUUCCACCCAGAGUAGAAGCCAAUUGGCCAGCAGAGAUGGCGACUCGGAAACGGACGCUUUCCUCCCAAAGCUCCCAGGAAAGGAAAAGGAGAUGCUAACAUUUUUCAGGAAACGAUCCUUGACACCGACACCACACAACAUUCAAUGACCACACCAAAGAGCUAGAAGAAUGGGCCUGCUACCGUACCAUGUGCCUUCAAAGUGAAUCUGCACAAAAUGUAAAACAAAAGCGUAGAGUUUUAAAGCUAUGCAUGUCUAAUAUGAUUACCUUUUAUGCAAAGGUUUUUAAUGAAAUGACAGAACUCUGACUUGUUUAACCAAAAAAAACAGCAGUAUUUCCUCUUUGAAUUUCAAGUGAACCUUUGAUUUAACGUUUGCCUUUUUCUGUUAUUUUGUGACGGGCAACUUUGUUGUUGCUGAAAUCACUUUAAAAUCCUGGAAGUGAAAAGGAGGGGUGCGUGUGAAUUCUUAGUUUAAGGCAUUAAUGUUUUGUUUGUGUGAAACGUAGCAUUAACUUGGAAUGCUGCCUUACUCUAACUGAAUAUACAGAUUUCAGUAGUCAUGUUUGACAUAACACUAAUAAUAAUGCUGCCACAGACCAUAAUGUGAUGACUAAUCUAACAAUGCUUUCCACAGAAUAGUCGCUUAACAUUUGUUUUGUUUUACAAAAUGCAGUAUGUUUUGCAUUAUUUUUAGUUCACUUAUUUAUUGAUCUUUUUACAUUUGAGCAUUUAGGAUUACUUUGAAAUCGGUGCUCACACACACUUGUUGCCUUUAAUGUGACAUUGUUCAAUAGAAAAGCUGUCUGGUUAGUUUAUUACAGAAUCAGUGUUUUACCUGUUCAGUCUUAUUUUGAUAAAUGUAUUAGAAUGCUUGGUAGUGUCUCAGUAUUUCAAUGGAAGCUUUUUUUUGCUGACAUUUUAUUUUUCAUGUUUAUUUAAAAGGUUGUGAUGAAACAAAAUGGUUUGAUUUCAUCCUGAAGUUAAAGGCUAUUGCUCUGUGUGCUUGUUAUCAUAAAUGUACACUCUGAUUUAAUGUUUGGGAAGGCCAUAAUUUAAGAUGGGUCUUAAUGCCUUUGUCUUUACAGUGACUUGAUAUGUUCAUGAAUAGAAACUGUAACUCCAUAAUGUAUACAGGGAAACAUGAGUUGUAGUGACAUUAAGAAUCUGUUUUAUUAUAUGUAAGUUAACAGUAGUAUGCAUAUCAAAAAACUAAAUUUGUCGUAAAUUGAUAACAUUACAAACCAAUUUAUAGAGAAAAAUAUGUAUUUUUGUUUUACGUUAUGGAUCUGUUUUAGACAUGUUUACAUGUGACCACAACCAUGGUCUUAAAGUGCUAUACAAGCCGUUUUUUUGUUGUUCAUGCAACAUGUUCAUUUUGUAUCACUGGUCUUUUUGUGUAAACCAGACAAUUGAAAGAAAAUGUUCUGUGGAAUUUAUAUUACCAUUUUCAGCUUGAGAAUACUGUGUGUAUUUCAUGUUGAGAAUAUUUCCUAAUUUUAGCCUUGUGAAAAUUAACAAAUGACCAAAAUUUACUUGCAUGUUGUAAUUUCUAUGAAUAAACAAUUUUACCUUCUAUCUUCAA